Messenger RNA from Pangasianodon hypophthalmus (striped catfish), 3738 nucleotides. RefSeq names its product ubiquitin specific peptidase like 1 (gene uspl1). Bases 531 to 3383 code for a protein of 950 amino acids. Gene Ontology annotation, biological process: protein desumoylation; Cajal body organization. The record is from RefSeq and is a predicted model, not a curated record. Gene Ontology annotation, molecular function: SUMO binding. Lineage: Eukaryota; Metazoa; Chordata; Actinopteri; Siluriformes; Pangasiidae. The transcript has 8 exons. Gene Ontology annotation, cellular component: Cajal body.
CACUUUUUUAUAUAUGUUUUAUUUAUAUAUUUUUUAAAUUGUGUUGUCUGUGUGCUUUCUUACUAUAUUACCUCCCCAACCGAGUUUUUUAGAUUGAUUGUAUUAUUAGUCCAUGAUCUAGUGAACCAAUAUCAUGAUAUAUUUAUUCAUAGAGACUUCAAAGCACUUCUGUAAGUCGUUCUGGAUAAGGGCGUCUGCCCAAUACCAUAAACUGAAAUGUAAAUAUGGGUGUGAUGGUUAGGGGCCCACAUACUCUUAGCUGUAUAGUGUAUAUUAGAUAUGAAUGAAAUUGAACGUAACCCAGUUGCACAAAGAAGUGCACAUGAAAGUAUUGUAGUUUGAAUGCCUCAAAAUGCAGCAAAAAAAAUAAAAACAGUUCUCCUGUUCUACUGUUUUGUUUUUUUAGGCAUGUCUAGUUUCAUUUUUCCCUCUUCAUGGAUGCUAGAAGAAUGAUUUCUUUCCUCUUCCAAAUUAAAAUGUUUGAGAAUCAUGUUUCUUGUUCUAGGGUGUGAGCAGAUAAGCCCAGGUUCAUGCUGAUGUUGAGUUCAUGGCGAGGAGAUCCAGCAAAUAACAGUGAAUGGAGUGAAGGGCCAAUGAACGGUGAAGGCUGUGAUCUAAGUGUGCCAAGCCCAGCGCUGGCAGGGUAUUUGGGAAAUGCUGAGAAUAGAGGCGUGGUAAGUGGAGCUUGCCCUUGGUGUUCUGCAAAAGGAGAGAGAAAUGUUCUUCGCUCAUAUGCAUUCAACUUUAAAGAGUCCAUCACACUCUGUACCAGUCCGCUGUGCCUUUUCCCUCUAGUUAGCGGGUCAUUGGACAAGAUCCGUGCCACCCUUUCUUCAUCUCAAGACAUACAGGGGUGCAAGAGGAAGUUUUAUCUCACAGAGUCCAAACCUCCUGAUCCAUCACCCAAGCGUUGGAAGAAAGAGGAUCCGGAUAUUGUGUCUGAUGUGAAAUGCCGGAAUGUGGAUGUUGGUGACUGCAGAGUGUCUGACAAGUCAAUCGAAAAGGGACUGUUAAGUAAUGAUCACAAGAAGCAGCAAGAGGUUGAGAAUGCUGACAAGAGUAGUGAGGCCUUUCAUGUCCCUAGUGGGGUUUCAGGAUUGUCUGAUGGUGCACAAAUCAAGGAUCCUGUGUCUAGCAGUCAGGAUAAAACAUGGGAGGUACCACCAUUGGAUGAAACUGUGCAAGAUUUGAUGCAGAUGGUACCUACUCAUCAGCAUUUAUUCUGGAGAAAUAAGGAUAACUUGUGUUGGUUAGAUUCAUUGCUUGUGGCACUUGUACACUCCAGGAUACUUAGAGAAGCGUCCUGUGAGAAUGUGUUUUUGACUGACAAAGUCCCCUGCAAAAAUUAUACUGUGAAGACCCUGUGUGCAACAUACAAGAAUUCAUAUGCAUAUAUUAAAGCCAAGGAACAACAGUGCCACGACAAUAUUGUACGAGUGCCUUCUGAUGAUCUCCAUAAAGUAGAGCAAGAGCUGGAAGCUCUUCGAAUGUCUGCCUUCCAGUUCCUCCAGCCAAAGCUUCAGUGUGAAUUAGGUCAGAAGGAGACGCCUGUCUUUGCCCUCCCUCUUCUCCUAAGGUCAGAUGACUGGGCUAAUAGUCUUUUCCAGCAUACCGGUCAGUGGGAAUUUAGGUGCACAUGCUGUGGAUACAAUUUCAGCACAAGCAUGCAGAGGACUGUAACAACGUUUACACAGAUCACGGCUGAUUGGCACCCACUCAGAGCAGUCCACCGAGCACAGUGCAGCAACUGUCAUAACAAGAACCAGAAGAGGAAAUUGGUCUUACAAAGAAUUUCUUCAGUGCUUGCACUACACUUUGUGGAGGGACUGCCACGGAGAGACAUCUCCAAGUACGCGUUUGAUUUCCACGGCACAAACUACAACAUCACAACUAUUAUACAAUACAAUGAACAACGUGAGCACUUUGUCACAUGGAUCCAUCAACAAGAUGGACUAUGGUUAGAAUUUGAUGAUUUGAAGUACCCUCACUGUAUAACCCACAGGAGGUUUACGCUCCCAGCCAGUCAGUUCCAUCUCGUCUUCUGGGAGGCAGAUUCCAGAGAGGAGUCCCAGCUCCCUGAUCCUCUCCCUGAGAAUACCCCUACUCAGAGGAUCAGUAAGGUGGUUGAUGUCUUUCAAGAUAUAACUAAUUCUGUACCAGAUGACACAUGCAUCGUAGAGGCCUUGACUGGAAAUAAAGACAAUAAUGAGGCUGCUAGUACGUGGAAUUCUUCAAUAGGCAGUACAACACUGCUUGAGACUUUCGAGGGCCUUUCACAUAGUGAUAUUGUUGCGCUGGUUGAGGGCAAAGUAGAUGCUGAAGAAAACCCUCUCCCAAAUUUCCAGGAAACGGUAACAGGGCCAGCCGAGUCUAGCGUCACAGAAGCAUUUCACCUACUAGAGAAAAGCUCUUUUUAUCAAACUCAAUGCAGUGUAAAAAACAAGAAAGGUGGUGCAAAGAAUGUUUCACCUACACCAGAAAUUAUUCUUCCCUCAGUGGUAAAAGCAUCUGAAUCAGCAGACUGUCCAAAAGUGAGCAAGUGUACACCUGCCCUCCACUCUGCAAACCCCACUGCCUCCAACCUAUCAUUCUUAUUUCAUCGGCACCCUUCCCACCAGUCCACACCAUUAAGAGCACCCCUUCGUGCCACGCAUCCAAAAGUUGACUUAAGUAUUGACAGCAACGAGGCCCUCUUGGCCAAGCCUGCUGAGCUCUUUGGUGGAUAUAAAACAAAGAAUUCACCAAAUCCAGUUUUACCUGGAGGAUAUUUAAGGCAUCCGUUUGUGAAAUUGCCCACUGUUCCACAGAAGCCAUUCAGCUGCCCUGGUGGCAAAAUGCCUGUGGGUCCAGUUUCCACACUGAUGAAAAAUUCUAGCCCGAACUUCCCAAAUUCAUCCCCAUCAAAGGUGGUCUUAUCCACUGAAGCUCUCAGACUGAAACUGAUGAAAAGGCUAAAGGCCAAGAAGAAGAAGCUGGCAAAGUUAAAUCAACUGCUCAGUGUAGAGGAAGGUGAGUCUACUCCCAGGCCAGACAGCACGGAUAUUUCCUCGCCAUACUCUGUCACCUCCAGUACAUCAGCCUAUGAUAGCCCAGCAUUUGAUCAUUUCUUUGCUGAGCUUCUAUCACCGGCCAUGAGCACCAGCCACCUGUCACCUGAUAGCACAGGCCUCUUGGAGAUACUAACCACCAGCAGCCAGAGUGCUGAGACAACAGAAAGCAGCUCUCAGGAGAACUCAGUACCAGCUUCUAAGCUUCCAGUUCCUCUUCUAAAUGACCCUUCAUCCACUAAUGACAACUUUCUUGAUGAAUUAAUCUCAGGAUCAAAGGAGCAGCAAUCUGUAAUUGAGAAUGCUGAACUUAAUGCUUUGGAUAUAUUCUUUUGAUCAGUGUUUUAUGUUCUUUGACCAGUAUACAAAAAUUAGUUUUUCUAUCUAGGAAGUCAAAAUUACUAACAAAAGAUCCGCUCUUGUCAAUAGAUGCUAUGGAUUUCAUUAGUAUAUAAAAACAAGCUGCUGUUGGCUCAACUAAACCGCCAGUGUGAGAUCACUUGGCAUCUUCUAUCCAACAUGAAAAGAACAGAUUCUGUAUCAGCAGUCAAGGGCUGAUUCUUACAGAGGCAAAUACUUUGUUGUAAUGUGUAUAGGAUUGUGUACAUUUGAAGUUGAUGUUUCAAUAUCCAGACCAUGCACAAAGUACUGCAGAUUUCUGUAAAACAAAAUAAACUGGAAUAUUUCUUUA